AUGGCGACGGCAACAUCAAACGAGAUGAGCUCAGCGAGUCAUUACAAAAUCUCGGGAUCUGCGUGCCGGAGAAGAAGCUGGGGCGAUGAUUGGAAGAUUGACGCCAAUAACGUCGAGGAGUUCAGCGCCCUAUACGCGGCGGUGAUGGCAGACGGUGGAGGGAACGAGGCGGACAGCCGUGAAGAGGACAUAGUCAAGAUCGACUUAGGUGGCGACGGGAGGGCCAACUUUGACGACUUCCGGCAGAUGAUAAAGUACGGUGGGUUUGUCAGGAUUCGUGACCGACUGCGGCCGGAGCUCCAUCCUGGAGGCUGUGAUGCGCAAAUGCCGAUGAUCGGGUGGCCGAUCUAUGCGGAGCAGAGAAUGAACAUGGUGUUCAUGGGUGAGGAGCAGAAGUGCCUUGAUUUUUACGCACUUUGA
Messenger RNA from Striga hermonthica, 420 nucleotides. Lineage: Eukaryota; Viridiplantae; Streptophyta; Magnoliopsida; Lamiales; Orobanchaceae. The record is from the annotation of a GenBank genome assembly.